AUGCAGCAGCACGGUAUGCAUGAAUUAACACAUCAUCGGCAAUCAAGCCGGAGCGUUUACUAUGCACUUCUCGUUGUAGGGACUACGAUUUUCUGCGGGUUUCUAAUAGAAACUACCGGUUUCGUUUUUGGGCAAGGACAGGCUUCGAUUAUCCAGUCGAGACAGCCUUCGAAGGGUGACAAGCUCACAUACCCUGGCGAGAAGGUCAAGUGGGAGCCAUGUGGCCAAGUUGAGGACCGUCCACUAGAAUGCAGUUCCAUCACUGUUCCAAAGGAACAUUUCAAUACGAACAAUGCCAACAACAACGAGACGUUCAGCAUUCCCUUAGUUCGAAUGCGUGGGAAGAAUGCGACCCAGAAUCUGCUUGUUAACCCCGGUGGGCCUGGCGGCAGCGGGUUUGCCUUCAUAUAUGGUGAUGCUAUAAGUCUCAUGGCUGUAAUUGACGAAAGCCAUCAUCUCCUCUCCUUCGACCCGCGAGGCGUCAAUUCAUCGCAGCCCCUAGCGACCUGCUACCCGGACCAGGAAACCCGGAAGCAUCUGUCAGAGGUCAGAGCGACAGAUCCUUCUGCAGAUAGCCCAGAUGUCUAUGCCUGGACGACGAACUUCGCCCGUGCCUGCUCUGACACGAUGGGCGAUAUGGGUAAAUAUAUCAACACUCCCCAAACGGCGGCCGACAUGAAUAGUAUUUUGGAUGCGGUUGGACAGGAUGAUAUGGUAUACUGGGGGUUUAGCUACGGUAGCAUCCUCGGCCAGACCUAUGCGACAAUGUUCCCUGAUCGGUCCAAGCGGGUUAUCAUCGACGGCAUCGCCAACCAUUUCGACUGGUACAAUGCGUUAAUUGAGGAUAAAGACUUUAUCGACUCUGAAAAUGUCCUUUUUGGCAUCUUCGAUGAAUGUAUCAAAGCUGGCUCCAAAUGUCCGUUAGCCGCUCUCGCAGAUAGUUCGCAAGAUCUGUACCAAAAGUUUAUGGACACCGUGAAGGAGAUCAAGGCCGAGCCGAGGAGCGUGUACGUCAAUAACACCCUGUAUGGCGUUCUUGACUACCAUAGCCUGUGGUUCAAUGGGGUGUACAGGGCUCUAUAUAGGCCAAGUGGGUGGUAUUCCUUUGCCGAUCGCCUGGCAAAGCUGAUGCAAGGAGAUGCCACCGAGGCAUUCCUGGCAUACGGGUUCGGAGACCCCUUUAUGCGCACCGGCGACGGAGACAUCGUCAUCCACCUUAACGAUGGGCUAUCGGGAGAAAAGCACUGGCCGCAAGAGCGUACAGAACUGCUCGACCAGCUUCUUCCCUGGUAUGCGAACAGCUCGUUUGCCUUUUCACAGAACAAGUUAUACUACGCAAAGCAGCAAUGGCGUAUCCCUCGAACUCACAAGUUUACCCCACGCGAUGAUGUCGAAACUGCCCACCCUCUGCUGGUGCUUUCAAUGACUUUUGACCCUGUCUGUCCGCUUGCAUCGGCCAAGGUUGCUACUCAAUCCUUCAGGGGAUCAAGGCUAGUCGAGGUAAAGGGAUAUGGACACUGUUCCCAGGCGGUCCAGUCAGCCUGCGCGACAAAACAUAUUAGGAACUUCUUGCAGAGAGGUGUAUUGCCGGACACCCAUGUUCAGUGCGAUGUUGAUAGCGAGUACUACAUCAAGCCAGAGUAG
Nannizzia gypsea CBS 118893 is the source of this 1644-nucleotide messenger RNA. RefSeq lists its product as hypothetical. The transcript has a single exon. Bases 1 to 1644 code for a protein of 547 amino acids. Lineage: Eukaryota; Fungi; Ascomycota; Eurotiomycetes; Onygenales; Arthrodermataceae. The record is from RefSeq and is a predicted model, not a curated record.